AUGAGUGAUGGAGAUAAGAUGGAUAUUGACGUGGAGAAUGUUCCACAGCAGUCAACUGAGACUCAAUCUAAGCAAGAAAAGAAAAAAAAAUUUGAGAUCAAAAAAUGGACUGCUGUAGCAUUCUGGUCCUGGGAUAUUGCAGUUGACAAUUGUGCUAUUUGUAGAAAUCAUAUUAUGGAGCCAUGUAUUGAAUGUCAACCGAUGGCUAUAUCAGACACUGACACAGAGUGUGUGGCUGCAUGGGGGACGUGUGGGCAUGCCUUUCAUUUACAUUGUAUAAGUAAAUGGAUAAAGACAAGAGAAGCUUGUCCAUUAGAUAACCAACGUUGGCAAUUGGCAAAAUGUGGUAAAUAG
Arxiozyma heterogenica is the source of this 354-nucleotide messenger RNA. RefSeq names its product SCF ubiquitin ligase complex subunit HRT1 (gene HRT1). Gene Ontology annotation, biological process: ubiquitin-dependent protein catabolic process; protein ubiquitination. The coding region runs from base 1 to 354 and encodes 117 amino acids. Lineage: Eukaryota; Fungi; Ascomycota; Saccharomycetes; Saccharomycetales; Saccharomycetaceae. Gene Ontology annotation, cellular component: nucleus; cullin-RING ubiquitin ligase complex. The record is from RefSeq and is a predicted model, not a curated record. Gene Ontology annotation, molecular function: ubiquitin protein ligase activity; cullin family protein binding; zinc ion binding. The transcript has a single exon.